Cynocephalus volans (Philippine flying lemur) is the source of this 648-nucleotide messenger RNA. It is a transcript of the gene CRYBA1, whose product is annotated as crystallin beta A1. Gene Ontology annotation, molecular function: structural constituent of eye lens. Gene Ontology annotation, biological process: visual perception; lens development in camera-type eye. The transcript is spliced from 6 exons. Lineage: Eukaryota; Metazoa; Chordata; Mammalia; Dermoptera; Cynocephalidae. The coding region runs from base 1 to 648 and encodes 215 amino acids. The record is from RefSeq and is a predicted model, not a curated record.
AUGGAGACCCAGACUGUGCAACGAGAGCUGGAAACCCUUCCAACUACCAAGAUGGCUCAGACCAACCCUAUGCCAGGGUCCUUGGGGCCAUGGAAGAUAACCAUCUACGACCAGGAAAACUUCCAGGGCAAGAGGAUGGAGUUUACCAGCUCCUGCCCAAAUGUCUCUGAGCGCAGUUUUGAUAAUGUCCGGUCCCUCAAGGUGGAAUGUGGCGCCUGGAUUGGUUAUGAGCAUACCAGUUUCUGUGGGCAACAGUUUAUCCUGGAGAGAGGAGAAUACCCUCGCUGGGAUGCCUGGAGUGGGAGUAAUGCUUACCACAUUGAGCGUCUCAUGUCCUUCCGUCCCAUCUGUUCAGCUAACCAUAAGGAGUCUAAGAUAACCAUCUUUGAAAAAGAAAACUUUAUUGGACGCCAGUGGGAGAUCUGUGAUGACUAUCCUUCCUUGCAAGCCAUGGGCUGGCUCAACAACGAAGUUGGUUCCAUGAAGAUACAAUGCGGGGCCUGGGUUUGUUACCAGUAUCCUGGAUAUCGUGGGUAUCAGUAUAUCUUGGAAUGUGACCAUCACGGAGGAGAUUAUAAACAUUGGAGAGAAUGGGGUUCUCAUGCCCAGACUUCCCAGAUCCAAUCGAUUCGCCGUAUCCAACAGUAG